AUGGCGGCAACCUCUCCUCUACGCCCGUCCACACCAGCCAAACCAAUAUUCAAUCCACCGCAACUUUCUCCAAAUAGAAUGCCUCCAGCCUUUGUACCACCGUCCUCCUUCCAGCCUGGACACAGACACCUAGACGUCUUCUCCCCAGUCGAUCAGAACGGCAGUUUCUGCUUCGACCGUGUGAUCAAAAGUGGGAAAGUCUUCCGGCGGGUCAAGAAUAAAGGAGCCUGGAAACCCUCUUGGAAGCCUGCCUACCUCGUGCUGAGGCCGAAUCUGCUGUCUGUCUAUCAGAACGCUGACGAGACCGACCUGAAGGCAUCCAUAACCUUGUCCGACGUCAAUGCAGUUGCGCCUGUCCGUAAGGCUCGAACUGAAAAUGUUUUUGGUGUCUUCUCGCCCUCUAAAAACUACCACUUCCAAGGCCUAUCAGCAAAAGACACUGCUGAAUGGAUCACCCAGAUUCGUCUAGAGGCAAGAACCGACGAGGAUGAUGGCCUUGAUCUCAGUGCACCCCAGUUCUCACACCGUGAAGCAGAAGCGUUCAAUACAUACGAAUCGACCGAUAUGUCCGCCGACGAGAUACCUAGUGGGCGCAUUUCCAACGACGACUACUCGGCCGUUGUCCAGAACCGUCCCAGGAAAGGGUCGCAAUUAGCUCAGCGUCAGAAUGCUCCAUCCACCCUCAACGAAUACUCCGGAAACGAACAAUUCACCACGUCAAUGUCAGAUUUCUCUGACGCCCUCGGUAGCUCUCUGCCAAAGAACUCUGCAUCAUCACUUCACAAACAUCCAGCUUUGACACCUAUAGUGUCAUCGCAACAACUGGCAUCUUCUUCGAAAACAAAGCUGCCUCCUCCCGCCGGUGCUCUCUCCUCCUCGGCUGAUGCUGCCAUGGACCCUGAACGGGUGAUUCGUCAUGGAUAUCUUCAGAUUCUCAAGUCUCACAAGACGGGAGUCAAAGGAUGGAAGUGGCUGUGGGUAGUGCUCCGAGCCAAAAGCCUGGCUUUUUACAAGAACGACCAAGAAUAUUCGGCGGUCAAACUCCUUCGUAUAGGUUCCAUCAUCAAUGCUGCCGAGAUCGACCCUGUCAGCAAGUCCAAGAAGUUCUGUUUCCAGAUCAUCCUGGACGACAAGACUUAUAGAUUCUGUGCUAGCGACGAGGACGACUUGGAAAAGUGGCUUGGGGCUUUGAAGAGCGCCCUGAGCAAACGGCACGACGCCGAGCGAGCCCUCACCAAAGGCAAAGGCAAAAUGGCACUGGAAACUGCCAUCAGUAUCCCUAUGCGGUAG
This is a messenger RNA of Exophiala spinifera, 1290 nucleotides long. RefSeq lists its product as uncharacterized. The transcript has a single exon. The record is from RefSeq and is a predicted model, not a curated record. Lineage: Eukaryota; Fungi; Ascomycota; Eurotiomycetes; Chaetothyriales; Herpotrichiellaceae. The coding region runs from base 1 to 1290 and encodes 429 amino acids.